Molecule: messenger RNA, 635 nt
Organism: Aspergillus novofumigatus IBT 16806
Lineage: Eukaryota; Fungi; Ascomycota; Eurotiomycetes; Eurotiales; Aspergillaceae
Exons: 1
Coding region: 181-384 (67 amino acids)
Source: RefSeq, a predicted model, not a curated record
UGAUAGAUUAUCUCGCCUCACUCCCUUGUCCGAGACAACUUCAACUUCCCAGCACUUCAACUUGAAGGCGAACAGAAACCUCAUAGUGACAAUGCCUUCUGCAACGAAGUCCACAAAGUAAGCCCCAUUCAUGUGCACACAUAUUCGCCACAGAGGGCUCACGUGUGUCUUCAUUCCAGGAUGACCAAUGGCGAGAGCAGCGGUCUCAGUGCCGGGAAGUUGAGCCAUAUUCCAGACGCGAGCAACGGUGUUGUCGACCGAUUCUCACAGUCAGCUUUUGCUGAUGAGCCUUACUUCGCUCGUGCACGCAUGCAAGAUCGGUCAGCUCACGUAUCACGUUUGAGCAGUCAACUUGACGCAACAGAAGAAAUAUUGCGGAAAUGAAGGUGGAAACUUCACGGAUAUACCUCUUCCCACCAAAAUUCGGGGGUGGCGGGAGUGCGAAGAAAAAAUUCAUCCAAAAAAUUGACAGAAUGAUGUUCUAUAUACAAAGUCUAUGAUUGUCUUAUUAGCGUACAUUUCAUCAAGCCUGGGCCCGAAGCUCAGAGGCGUUUUUUCAUUUCUUUUAUUUUCCCUGAUUUUUUGUCAUCGACCAAGUUCAAUAGACUUCUCUCAAUGCAAGAGCUCCACUAUCC